Nematolebias whitei (Rio pearlfish) is the source of this 1305-nucleotide messenger RNA. RefSeq names its product alpha-N-acetylgalactosaminide alpha-2,6-sialyltransferase 1-like. The transcript has 9 exons. Gene Ontology annotation, molecular function: sialyltransferase activity. Lineage: Eukaryota; Metazoa; Chordata; Actinopteri; Cyprinodontiformes; Rivulidae. The record is from RefSeq and is a predicted model, not a curated record. The coding region runs from base 1 to 1305 and encodes 434 amino acids.
AUGGCAGCUUUAAGCAUCAAACUGUUUUAUCUGCUGAUGGUGAUAUUAGCCAGCAUUUUGCUUUUAAUUCUAACUCAAGCAUCUUUACCACGAAAUUUAAGCUGGACAGACUUCACAGACUAUACCCAGUCCAGAAGACAAGACAUUAAAGUAUUCUGGGAAAAACUAGGAAAGAGUAAUCAAACAACCCAGAGGGGUUUGGUGACAACGACAGGACCUAUGAACACGACAACCCCUGCUCCCGAGACUCCUAUUCCCAUCAUGCUCAAGAAGUCCUUCAAGAAGCUUCCUGAGUGGGACUUUGAGGACAUUUAUAAUCAGGAUGCUCCACCUAGACCAACAACGUGCGUCCAGUCGUUGCAUAACUCGAAGGACGAGGACUUCCAGAAGGCUUUCCUGCCCAACGUACGCUUGUAUCUGAACAGAGACAACUUCAACAUGAGCGAGUGGAACCGGCUCUCACAUUUUAACAACCCGUUUGGUUUUAUGCAAAUGAAGCAUGACGAGGUGAUGGCCGCAAUAAAGCUGCUUCCGAAGGUUAAAGAGCCGCUGCUCCUUCCAAAACCAGGCGGCGACGGCUGCGUGCACUGCGCUGUGGUGGGAACCGGCGGCAUCCUCAACGGCUCCAAAAUGGGAGCAGAAAUAGAUGCUCAUGACUACGUUUUUCGGAUGAACGGUGCAGUGAUCAAGGGUUUUGAGGAAGACGUGGGGAACAAAACCUCUGUAUAUGUUCACACAGCCCAUUCAAUCACUGCAUCCCUUAUUAUUUUCCGAAAAUACGGAUACAAAGCAGCCCCACACGACGAGGGUAUAAAAUAUGUCAUCAUUCCUGAGGGGCUGAGGGACUUCCAGUGGCUCCAGGCUGUUUACAAAGGAGAAAGGGUUGCUUCUGGCGAAUACAAGAAUCGAAACGCCAGAACGUACUAUUCAGGACAGUUCAACGAGAGCCGCUUCUACGUUCUGCAUCAAGACUUUAUGCGAUACGUACGAAACAGGUUUCUAAAAUCAAACAACCUGAAUAAAAGAUAUUGGGCAAUGGUCCGACCGACCAACGGGGCGUUUGCUCUCUUCUUAGCUCUGCAUGUUUGCGACACAGUGAGUGCAUAUGGAUUCAUAACGGAAGACCACAAGAAAUUCUCCAACUACUACUUUGAAAGGUACACCAAAACCCAUAUAAUUUUUUUCAGCAACCACGACUACAUUAUGGAAAAGAAUCUGUGGAAGACAUUCCACGAUAAAAAAAUACUGAAGCUUUUUCAAAGAACUAAAUCAGAAGAAAGGACGGAAAAGCCAACGCAACCUUGA